This is a messenger RNA of Xylona heveae TC161, 2395 nucleotides long. RefSeq names its product multicopper oxidase. The coding region runs from base 247 to 2013 and encodes 588 amino acids. NCBI's taxonomy places the organism in Eukaryota, Fungi, Ascomycota, Xylonomycetes, Xylonales, Xylonaceae. Gene Ontology annotation, molecular function: oxidoreductase activity; copper ion binding. The record is from RefSeq and is a predicted model, not a curated record. The transcript has 18 exons.
CGCAACAUUCCGAGGGCUUCACGAGCUCUCGCUAUUACUGGUAAGACAUCCUCGAGGCUGCAGCUCGGAUUACGGCUGUCAAAUGAUGUUCCGUCUUAAUUGACAGUAAUAUCACAUCCCUUUCCGGGGCCAGUUUCGAGAUACAUAAGAGAUGUUGCUGCACCUCUAUUAUCCUUCUGCUGGACCCUAAUCACACGAUCAUUUUCCUUUCUGACCUAGAGGCUGGGCGGCCUCUGAGUCUACACAAUGUCGGCAUCAACACUCGCAAAGUUCAUUGUUAGCAGCCUGAACUUGAUAGCUGCGUUAUCGCAGACCGCGACCAAUGGAGCUUCGCUGCUCGGAACCUUGCAAGCUCCUAAAUUGCCGGAGUUCCUCACCAGUAACCCAUUGCCGGCCGGAUUUCCUUGGGGCACAAAGACCGCUACAAAUUCCAACCCGUAUACGCAGUCGCCAAAUACUGGAGUAACACGGUACUACAAUUUUAACAUUCAGCGUGGCCAGAUUGCCCCAGAUGGAUACCAGAAGAAUGUCAUCCUGAUCAACGGUCAAUUUCCCGGACCUACAAUUGAAGCAAACUGGGGGGAUAUGAUAAGCGUGACAGUCAACAACAAUAUCGCUGGCCCGGAGGAAGGGACAUCUAUUCAUUGGUACGUAUUGCUUCAAACUCAAACUCCAUGGUACGACGGUGUACCAUCGGUACACCAAUGCCCAAUACCACCAGGAAAGUCCUUUACAUACACCUUCAAAGCUGAUCUUUACGGGACAUCCUGGUACCAUGCGCAUUACAGCGCUCAAUAUGCGGGCGGCUUGCUUGGGCCUAUGAUCAUCCACGGCCCAAAAAUAUUCAAGUACGAUGUCGACGUUGGACCGGUGUUCCUUAGUGAUUACUACCAUAGGGACUAUUUUGACCUUGUCAAACAAGUUAUGGGAAACGAAUCAAGUCCCGUCGUUUUCUCCGACAAUAACUUGAUCAAUGGAAAAAUGGAUUUCAAUUGCUCCACUGUGACGGAUGGAACGCCUUGCACGAACAAUGCAGGUCUAUCAAAAUUUAAUUUCCAAACCGGCAAGACUCACUUGUUACGCUUGAUCAAUGCUGGCGCAGAUGGAACACAACAAUUUAGCAUUGACAACCAUGUCAUGACUGUCGUGGCCAAUGAUUUUGUACCGGUGCAGCCAUACACUACAAAAAUUGUGACCCUUGGUAUUGGCCAGCGCACCGACGUUUUGGUGACAGCAACAGGAAACGACACAACCUCCGUCUUCAUGCGAUCGAAUUUGACAUGCACACCCACAAACCAGCCAGAUGCCCUGGCCGCAAUCUAUUAUCCCAAGGCCAACACCAACACAAGGCCCCAAUCCACUGCGUGGCAGCCCAAUUCAACAUAUUGCGGGAAUGAUCCCCUUGCUCAAACGGUGCCAAUUUUUCCUAUUACCCCAGCCCCAAAUCCAGCCGUCACGCAAGUCUUCGACAUGGGACUCGAAGUAAACAGUACAGGGCAUAGCCUUUGGACAAUGAACCAGGUCUCCUUCCGUGGGAAUUUCAACGACCCUAUAUUGCUUCUCGCGAAAUCCGGAAAUACUUCAUAUCCAUAUGAUCCUGAGUGGAACGUGUACAAUUUGGGCACAAAUCAGACUAUUCGAUUUGUUGUCAAUAACAAGACCCCGUUUUGGCACCCAAUGCAUAUUCAUGGCCACAACAUGUACAUUCUGGCCGAAGGAGAUGGAGCCUGGGACGGGACAAUAGUGAAUCCUAAUAAUCCGCAGCGACGCGACGUGCAGAUUGUGCGACCGAACGGAUACAUGGUCGUUCAAAUUGAUAACAACAACCCUGGAGUUUGGCCAUUCCAUUGUCAUAUCGCUUGGCACCUAGCGGGUGGUCUCUAUGCAAACAUAAUGCUUCGACCGUCCGACAUUCGGAAGAUGAAUAUCCCCUCAACCUUUAGCCAGACCUGCAGGGACUGGGCGGACUUUACUUCUACGACGGUGGUCGACCAAAUUGACGCGGGAACUUAAGAAAGCAAUGGCUUGUUGUUUCAAAAAUAAAGAGCUCGACAGGUGACUUGACUUGUGAAUUUUCUUCAAUUGUGUUUAUAUGGUGCUUUCGCGCGUUUCGAAAUCAUUUUGAGAGUAUAAUUGAAUUGUACAAUCUGUAUGAUGGUGGGCGGCAGGUACUCUAUACUUCGGGAAGACAAAGGGGAGCUGGUACUAAUGGAAAGUGUCUAUCUGCAUGUCCGGUGUUGAAGGUAGAUGUGGGAGUGUCGUUUGGGAGAAUAUAGUAGUGUACUCAAAGAAUGUUCUCUAAAUUUGAUAUUUUAUACCUGAAUUAAAAGAGAAUACAGAAAAAUAAUAAAAUUGAGAUGUGAACUCAGGGAGGACAGGUUUUUUUUGCGCAAGG